CCCAUUUGCCCCCUCCCCCCACCCAUUCUCUUCCUGUUGGUUUCAGACUUUGCAUUAUAAUUUCUCUCUUUCAGAGCUGCAAGGACGCUGAGGUUCUGCUGCCCAACCUGCUUCUGAAUAUCCAGCUCUGUGACCUGCGACCCCUGUGGGAGCCAUGAGCCAUCAUCAGAGCUCAGCGAGUCCUGGUGACACCCUCAGUCAGUCUGCAUCUCCUCCUCCUCCUCCACACUGUCAUGCUGAUGAAGAAGAAGAGGAAGAUCUAAACAAGGCCUUUGAUGUUCAGGACUUUCAGCAGAUCCUUUGUCCUGCAGCUCGCAGCCCGCCAGAGAAACACAGAGUCUAUGAUGAACAGGACAUCGAAGAACACCGCCACUCUUCCCUCCAUGUCCAUCACCCUCUUUCCAAACCACCCACCGACAGCAGGAGGAAGAAAACUGCCGAGGGGAGGAAGGAGUGUAGGCGAGGCUCCGCCCCCAGCAAUGCAAGUACCAUAGAUGAAGACCAACAGGACGAAGAGCAUGGAAAGGAGGAGGAGGCCUACAGUCAAACUGAUGGCGAUGAUCCGACCACCAUCUCGUCCAAUCGCAACGGCACCGUGAUGAGCGCUGCAGAUGCCGACGAGUCCGAAACGUUGACGUCUGUGGACCUGGAUGGCAUCAAAAGUCACCGACUAGAUGACGUUCCAGCCGUUCGACGGCACCUGGUGAGGCGGAGCUCCAGAGGACCGAUCGUCCACGCCACCAAAGAUCCGACGGUCAGCUGGUCAAACCAGCACCUGCGACCGGACCGUACACCUCAUGAGGUGUUCGUGGAGCUGAACGAGCUGGUGAUCGACAGGAACCAGGAGCUGCAGUGGAGGGAGACGGCUCGAUGGAUCAAGUUUGAGGAGGAGGUGGAGGAGGAGACAGAGCGCUGGGGGAGACCUCACAUUGCUUCCCUGUCCUUCCGUUCUCUGCUGGAGCUUAGAAAAACAAUGGCCCAAGGGGCCAUACUCCUGGAUCUGAAGCAGAAGACUUUACCAGGGAUUGCUCAGCAGGUGGUGGAACAGAUGGUGAUCUCAGAUCAGAUUAAAGCUGAAGACCGAGCCAAUGUUCUGGGAGCUCUGUUGCUCCGUCACAGUCACCCCAGCGAUGAGAAAGAUCACAGCUUAUUCAGCAGGAACAUCUCUGCAGCAAACAUGGCCAACCUUAUCGACAGACACAAUGGAAAAUCUGAUCCCUGCAUCAACCUGACCAAUCACAAGGAGGCUGAUGGAGAGAAGAACAAGAGAGAAGUCCCACAGCUCUGUCACUCCAGAUCCAAGCAUGAGGUAAAGCUAAUGGAGAAGAUCCCAGAGCGAGCUGAGGCCACUGUGGUCCUCGUAGGCAGUGUGGGUUUCCUGGACCAGCCAUCCAUGGCGUUUGUGCGACUGCAGGAGGCAGUUCUGCUGGAAUCUGUCUUGGAGGUUCCUGUGCCAGUUAGGUUCCUCUUCCUCCUGCUGGGCCCGCCCACUGCCAACAUUGACUACCAUCAGAUUGGACGCUCUAUCUCAACACUCAUGUCUGACAAGAACUUCCAUGAGGCGGCGUACCAGGCAGACGACCGUCAAGACCUGCUGACAGCCAUCAACCGCUUUCUGGACAGCAGCAUCGUCCUCCCGCCCUCUGAGGUCAGCGGUGACGAGUUGCUCCACUCAGUGGCUCACUUCCAACGAGAAAUGCUCAGAAAGAGGGAGGAGCAGAGCAGCAAACUUCAGGAGAAACAGACCAGCAUUCAGCAGGACGAAGAUUCUCUUGUUCCCUCCAAACCUGGUGAUGAGCCGUUGAGGAGGUCAGGUCGUCUGUUUGGAGGCCUCAUCAAAGACGUUAUGCGGCGCUAUCCUCAGUAUUUCAGCGACAUCCGAGAUGCUCUAAACCCUCAGUGUAUGGCUGCCAUUAUCUUUAUCUACUUUGCUGCACUGUCACCUGCCAUCACCUUUGGUGGACUGCUUGGUGAGAAAACUGAGGGUCUGAUCGGUGUGUCGGAGCUGAUAGUGGCCACUGCGUUGCAGGGCAUUGUGUUCAGUGUGCUGGGAGCUCAGCCGCUGCUGGUGAUUGGCUUCUCCGGACCGCUGCUUGUAUUCGAAGAGGCCUUCUACACUUUUUGUAAAGUUAAUGGGAUCGAGUAUCUGACGGGUCGGGCAUGGAUCGGUCUCUGGCUGGUGCUCAUCGUUGUCCUUACCGUGGCCUUCGAGGGAAGCAUACUCGUUCGCUUUGUUUCACGCUUCACACAGGAGAUCUUCUCCUUCCUGAUCUCUCUCAUUUUUAUCUAUGAGACCUUCGCCAAGCUGAUCAAGAUCUUUCAGGAGCAUCCACUCCAUAACUGUUACCAUGGAAACAACACUGAAUCUCCAUCUCACUGCAACUACACUAUGGCCUCCGGGAAUCCUGGGAAAGUUGUUGGAGAACCGAACACUGCUCUGCUGUCAUUGGUCCUCAUGGCAGGAACGUAUUUCAUCGCCUUCUACCUUCGCAAGUUCAAGAACAGCUCCUUCUUCCCUGGAAGGCUCCGUAGGAUCAUCGGAGACUUUGGGGUCCCCAUUGCCAUCCUCAUCAUGGUGCUGGUGGACUACAGUGUGCAGGACACCUAUACUCAGAAACUGAACGUGCCCAGCGGAUUCUCGGUGUCCAGCCCAGAGAAGCGAGGCUGGGUGAUUUCCCUUCUGGGGUCGGAUGGGCAGUUUCCAGCCUGGAUGAUGGGCGCCAGCAUCCUGCCAGCUAUACUCGUCUUCAUUCUCAUCUUCAUGGAGUCCCAGAUAACAGCGUUGAUCGUGAGUAAGAAGGAGAGGAUGCUGGUGAAGGGAACCGGUUUUCACGUGGAUCUUUUAAUCAUCGUGGUGGUGGGCGGAGUCUCGGCACUGUUCGGCCUGCCCUGGCUGUCGGCCGCCACAGUUCGGUCUGUGACUCACACCAAUGCCCUGACCGUCAUGAGUAAAGCCGUUGCCCCUGGAGACAAGCCUCGCAUCCAGGAGGUGAAGGAGCAGAGGGUGACGGGCUUCUUGGUGGCGUUUCUAGUAGGUCUCUCCAUCGUCAUCGGCGAAGUUCUGCGUCAGAUCCCACUGGCAGUCCUGUUCGGGAUCUUCCUCUACAUGGGUGUGAUGUCCCUGAAUGGGAUCCAGCUCACUGAGCGACUCAUCUUGCUGCUGAUGCCCCCAAAAUACCACCCCAACCACAACUACGUCCGCAAGGUGCGGACUUUGAGGAUGCACCUUUUCACUCUCGUCCAGCUGACAUGUCUGGCUCUGCUGUGGGUCGUCAUGGCGACAGCGGCAGCGCUGGCCUUCCCCUUCAUGCUGCUGCUGACCAUCCCCGUGAGGAUGCUGCUGCUGCCCCGCCUCUUCUCCCGCCGAGAGCUGCAGAGCCUAGACGCUGAUGACGUGGAGCCCACUCUGGAGGAGAAGGAGGGGCAGGACGAGUACUCCCAGCUGCAGAUGCCUGUGUGAGCGGGAACUGCGUGGUGAUUGGUGGCUCCGCCCCACUGUAGCGUUUCAAGUUUCGUACGCCUGGGUUUCUGUUCGCAGAGCGUCUUCCUGUUGUAAAGCUUGCACUAACAGUUCUCUGUCAGUAAACACGAGUAUUAUCCUCCAAA
This is a messenger RNA of Maylandia zebra (zebra mbuna), 3606 nucleotides long. RefSeq names its product solute carrier family 4 member 2a (gene slc4a2a). The record is from RefSeq and is a predicted model, not a curated record. Gene Ontology annotation, cellular component: apical plasma membrane; plasma membrane; basolateral plasma membrane. NCBI's taxonomy places the organism in Eukaryota, Metazoa, Chordata, Actinopteri, Cichliformes, Cichlidae. Gene Ontology annotation, biological process: regulation of intracellular pH; monoatomic anion transport; bicarbonate transport. Gene Ontology annotation, molecular function: monoatomic anion transmembrane transporter activity; solute:inorganic anion antiporter activity.